Malania oleifera is the source of this 3697-nucleotide messenger RNA. RefSeq names its product probable inactive ATP-dependent zinc metalloprotease FTSHI 2, chloroplastic. The record is from RefSeq and is a predicted model, not a curated record. Gene Ontology annotation, biological process: proteolysis. The transcript is spliced from 12 exons. The coding region runs from base 237 to 2855 and encodes 872 amino acids. NCBI's taxonomy places the organism in Eukaryota, Viridiplantae, Streptophyta, Magnoliopsida, Santalales, Ximeniaceae. Gene Ontology annotation, molecular function: ATP binding; ATP hydrolysis activity; ATP-dependent peptidase activity. Gene Ontology annotation, cellular component: chloroplast thylakoid.
AUGAUAUCAUUUUAUUUUUUAAAGAAGCAAAUUAUUUUUUAUUUUUUCAUAUGAUUUGUGUACUUUAAAACUUCCGAACCUCAGUUCUGGAGCUCACAUCAAUGGAUACCCCAGAAUGCAGGAGGCGUUAGGCGACUUCAAUGGGGAUUCAAUCGAGUUCGCAGACAGCUCUGUCUCCUAUAUUCACGUAACGAUGUCAAUGCUUCCACUUCUAUGAAUUUUUUCUCUUUGUUUCUAUGGCAUGUUUCUCUGCUCUCGGUUCUUCUCUAUGCCCCUCUCUUCCUCUGUCAAAUCGAAUUAAAAUUCGAACCUUCAGACAAUCUUUUCACUUGAAGCACUCAAUUUCUUGCCAUUUUGACAAAUCAAAUCCUCACGAUGAUGAUGAAGAGAAGAAGAGUCGACUCAAUUUGCUUGAACUCUCUGUAACUCUCACUGUUAUCUCAGCUUCUCUGUCACAACCUUCUUUAGCAGCUAGAGUGUCCGAAAGGAAGCGAGCGGCCAAAAAACCCGAAGCUUUAACGCCGGAAGAAUUGAAAUCAUGGACCCAGGGGCUCCCUGUGGUUGCCGACCGUAUUUCUUACACGGAAUUGUUGAAUUUGAAGCAAGAAGGAAAACUUAAGCACAUAAUUAAGCCUCCUAGGGCUGCAUUGAAGCAACGCCCGGAAGUAAUUAUAGUGGUUUUGGAUGAUUCUAGGGCAUUGAGGGCAGUUUUGCCGUCCGUUGAGAGGGAUAAAAAGUUUUGGGAAUCAUGGGAUGAGUUGAAAGUUGAUUCUAUGUGUGUUAAUGCGUACAGUCCACCAGUUAAGAGACCAGAGAUUCCCUCACCUUAUUUAGGGUUUUUGCCAAAAAUGUUGAAUUUUGCCGUUUCAUUUAUUAAGCCAAAGCCACAGUCGAAGAGGGCAUUGGAGUUGAAAAGGGCGAGGGAGGAAUUGAAGAGGACGAGGAAGGAAGAGUUAACAAAAAUGAGGCAGGAGAGGGAGAAAAUGGAGAAGGCACUUAGACAGCAGAAAAGGAUGGAAGACAAGAGGAGGAAGAGGGAGGAAAGGAAGAUGAAGUAUGAGGAGUCAUUGCGUGAGGCAAGGAAGAAUUACCAGCAUAUGGCAAACGUGUGGGCAGACUUGGCCAAUGAUUCAAACGUGGCCACAGUGCUUGGGCUCAUCUUUUUCUUUAUAUUUUAUAGGACGGUUGUUUAUAGCUACCGGAGGCAGAAGAAAGAUUAUGAGGAUAGGUUGAAGAUUGAGAAAGCAGAUGCAGAGGAGAGGAAAAAAAUGAGAGAGCUAGAGAGGGAGUUGGCAGGGAUUGAAGGUGCAGAUGAUGAGAAUGAGGUAGAAGGAGGCGAGCAGAAUCCGUAUUUGAAGGUAGCUAAGCAGUUUAUGAAGUCAGGAGCUCGCGUUCGUCGGGCAAGCAGUAGAAGACUUCCUCAGUACUUGGAGAGAGAUGUGGAUGUGAAGUUUUCUGAUGUUGCUGGGCUUGGGAAAAUACGACUUGAGCUUGAGGAGAUUGUGAAGUUUUUCACACAUGGGGAAAUGUAUCGUCGAAGAGGAGUGAAAAUACCAGGUGGCAUACUGCUUUGCGGUCCGCCUGGGGUGGGGAAGACAUUACUGGCAAAGGCAGUGGCUGGUGAGGCAGGCGUGAACUUCUUCUCCAUUUCUGCUUCCCAGUUUGUAGAAAUUUAUGUUGGGGUUGGUGCUUCUCGUGUCCGAGCACUCUAUCAAGAAGCAAAGGAUAUGGCUCCAUCUGUCGUCUUCAUUGAUGAGCUGGAUGCUGUUGGAAGGGAGCGUGGUUUGAUAAAGGGCUCUGGUGGACAAGAACGUGAUGCUACUCUUAAUCAGUUGCUUGUAUGCUUGGAUGGGUUUGAAGGAAAAGGAAAUGUGAUCACUAUUGCUUCCACAAAUAGACCGGACAUCCUAGAUCCUGCACUUGUCAGACCAGGACGGUUUGAUCGAAAGAUUUAUAUCCCUAAACCCGGUCUUAUUGGUCGCAUUGAAAUACUGCAGGUUCAUGCUCGUAAGAAGCCUAUGGCUGAAGAUGUCGACUACAUUGCUGUUGCUAGCAUGACUGAUGGAAUGGUUGGUGCAGAGCUAGCCAAUAUAAUUGAGGUUGCUGCUAUUAAUAUGAUGCGUGAUGGAAGGACAGAGAUUACAACUGAUGACUUGUUACAAGCAGUACAAAUAGAAGAAAGAGGAAUACUUGAUAAAAAGGAGAGGAGUCCUGAAAUUUGGAAGCAAGUAGCUAUGAAUGAAGCUGCAAUGGCUAUAGUAGCUGCUAAUUUCCCUGAUCUUAGAAACAUUGAGUUUGUCACAAUAUCACCUCGAGCUGGCAGGGAAUUGGGUUAUGUUCGGAUGAAAAUGGAUCACAUCAAAUUCAAAGAAGGAAUGCUUAGUCGCCAAUCCCUUCUGGAUCAUAUCACUGUCCAGUUAGCACCACGUGCAGCUGAUGAGAUUUGGCAUGGUGAGGGUCAGUUAAGCACAAUAUGGGCAGAAACUGCAGAUAAUGCUAGAUCGGCAGCACGAACCUUUGUUCUUGGUGGGCUUUCUGAGAAAUAUCAUGGAUUAUCUGACUUCUGGGUUGCUGAUCGAAUUGAUGAAAUUGAUUUGGAAGCAUGUCGGAUUAUAGAGAUGUGUUAUGAACAUGCAAAAGAGAUCCUGCAGCAAAACCGAAGGCUCAUGGAUGCGGUGGUUGAUGAACUUGUUCGAAAGAAAAGUCUGACCAAACAAGACUUCUUUCAACUAGUAGAGGUUUAUGGCUCCCUCAAGCCAAGUCCUCCUAGCAUACUUGAUAUCAGGGCUGCCAAGCGUAAACAGUUCCAAGAAUUAAUGAACCGGAAGGUAGCCACACUAGGGAGCAGUGUAUGAGCAAUUUGCCCAGAGAAGCUUCUGUCAGGGGGUGCACUUUGACAUAGGUGCAUGGCGCAAGGCACAGCAACUUAGAGAUUGACAUCUUGAUGAAAUUGGGACCACUAGAUGCGAGUAUCAGUCGGAAAUUUGCAAAAACUACUUACCCUUGAGCUUAUUGCUUGUUUAGAAACUAGUUUUCAUGGACCAAUGAUAUUUGUUUCAUAUGUUUUUGGAUAAUUCUGCCCACCCAACUCUCCAUUUUGGGAUUUUGGUAGGCACAAUGGUUUUGGUGUUUUCACUGUUUCUGGGGGGAAGGAGGGGCCUAACAAUGAAAACAAUGCUGUUUUAAAGUACUUUCUGCACCUCUGAAAGUUUAGUGUUGUCAUAUGAGGAAUUAGUUCUAACUUUUGCCCUUCCUUUCCAGGUUGAGCGUAUCCCAUUUUGUCACUGACCUGCACACAUCUCAUAGCCAACUCUGAAGAAUGCAUGAGCAGUUCCCAGAUUCCUUGCCAAGAAACAAAGGCGUGGUGUUCGAUAAAUCUUGACCCAAGCUCUUGAGAUGGGCAUCAUUAGCCUUAAAAGAAGGCUAACCUUGUACUAGUUAGGGUUGUAUCCAAAUAAUUGUAUUCUCCUGAGUUAAAUUUUGUAUCCCUCAUGUUUUUGUUGGUGCCAAUCUUGUUUCAUCUUGGACAAGCCAGGUGCCCUAGCAUAUUGGGCAAUUGCUGAGAUUUUGUAAUUUUGAUUUUCCAGUUUCAACUGCAUAGGCAUUUUCCACUCUCUUGCCGGAAUGCUGCACUCAGUGCACAAGGUGUCAGCCCUCCCCCCAUUUCUGAAUCUAAUGACAGUCAUUAUUUACCUCU